UUCCAGUGUGACGGCCAACCUCUAGACUUGGCUAACGGACCAUCGCUUCAAGGGAUCGCCGUCCUUAAUAUUCCCAGCAUCUAUGGAGGGUCCAACCUCUGGGGAGACAACCCCAGUUGCAGGAGGAAAUCAAAAUGUAGGAAUAAAACGAAAGAUAAGGACGGGCUAGUUAACAGCAUGCAACCAAUCGACUUGAGCGCUGCAGUGCAAGAUAUUGGAGAUACUAAGUUUGAAGUUAUUGGUCUCGAAAACUGUAUGCACGUGGGCCAAGUGAAAGCUGGACUUCGCGGCUCCGGACGACGUUUGGCGCAAUGUUCGUCUGUUGUCAUAAAGACAAAGAAGAGGUUUCCAAUGCAGAUAGAUGGAGAGCCAUGGGUUCAAACAGCGUGUUCCGUACGUAAUGUUUCUUUUUAUGUGCGUCAUUAGUUUUCUUGUAGU
Molecule: messenger RNA, 438 nt
Organism: Limulus polyphemus (Atlantic horseshoe crab)
Lineage: Eukaryota; Metazoa; Arthropoda; Merostomata; Xiphosura; Limulidae
Product: diacylglycerol kinase 1-like
Exons: 3
Biological process (GO): intracellular signal transduction; lipid phosphorylation; diacylglycerol metabolic process
Cellular component (GO): plasma membrane
Molecular function (GO): ATP-dependent diacylglycerol kinase activity
Source: RefSeq, a predicted model, not a curated record